Messenger RNA from Colletotrichum lupini, 2967 nucleotides. RefSeq lists its product as uncharacterized. The coding region runs from base 1 to 2967 and encodes 988 amino acids. The transcript is spliced from 15 exons. The record is from RefSeq and is a predicted model, not a curated record. NCBI's taxonomy places the organism in Eukaryota, Fungi, Ascomycota, Sordariomycetes, Glomerellales, Glomerellaceae.
AUGCAUAUUGGACUUGCUCUUCUUCAACCAUCAGGCCUGCUACAGAUGCCUUGGACGGAAUACGACAGCCUCAAGACCGCGGCCUCCGAAAUUUCCUAUCACGCCGUCUUCCAACACCUACACAAGCACCAGCACCAGCACCACCGGACCCAAAAUAACACUGGGAACACCACCCCAAACUCGCCAAGACCACCCCAAACUUCCAGCUUCGCUUUCAAGCUUCUCGGCUCCCCUUUCCAAGCACCCGCCGUAACGCCCACCCCUGCUGGCUGUCUUGACUCUUACACAGUAGGCUCCCUGGCUCCCAAGGCAAGUCACUACGGCUUACUCUGUACAGUAGUCCCUAUCCACCAGAGACUCUCCCUCCAAUACCGUCUAGCACAAACACAACGAGACAGACUCUGGAUGAGUCGCCUUUACGGGUAUCCCAUCUUGAACAGACGAACUGGCCGCCGCCGCUGUUCGCGCUCUCUUGCCACAUUACUGCUCGCUGGCUCGCUCGCCGUCUGCCCGUCCGUCGCUGUAAUGACCUGCAGUAACACGACAUGGCCUUUCCCCUCGCUCGCAGCCGCACCACCUACCUACGUCUCGAUCCCCUGCGGUGCCUGGCCUAGGGAUCAGGGAGCAAUUUUCGGAAACGAAGUCUACGACUGUACUCACUACUCCAUACGCAAAGCUCAUUUCCAGAAAUCCCACCAACGUGGAUGGCGCCAGGCGAUAGCUGAAGGUACUGCGCCAAGCUAUCUAACGCAUCUGGCGGUAGUUCCCAAGGGUGCUCAUCAAUCCUCUAUCAGCUCCGGCGGCAACAUCCUCCAAGCUCAGUCUGCAGAUACCCCGUCGCAUACGGGUUGGGUUCACACCAAGCAACGGAACCAAGAAUCAUACGCUUCCUUCAUCGUUGUCGAUGCACUCUCACCCUUCGCCGCCUUCACUCGACUCUUUGCAACUUCACCCCUCUCUCCCGCCCUCUCGGCCACUCGCACGUCGGCCAAUCUUGAUUCUUCCCCCGAUUCCUGGCAAAAGCGAAAGAAGAGAAUCAGAACAAGCAUUCGAGUCGGUGUGCGCGCGCCGCUCAAAGCUGCUAACUCGCCUGCGAACCUUGCUUCUUCUCAUUUCUUCUCGUUAAUGAGAUGGCAUGCUUCGUCUCUGGGCCCCGACGCCAAGCGAGAGCCAAGCCAAGCGUAUCUCUUUGCCUUUCUUCCGCAACCCUUUCGUUUCUCUUUCACGUUUCGGCUCAUUCCCGUAACCUCUCUUUCGGCGCUCAAAUCUCUUGGCCAGGACCCAUCAAUGUCGCAGGAAGCCACGAGACAACGACGCAAGCCUUGGGAAGGAAAUAGAGAACAAAAGGGGAUGCACUCCCAAGACACCAAGCCGGCAGGCACAAGCGGUCGGGAAAAGAGGGAGCCCAUGCCAAGGCGAAACGAAGACAACGUCCACUAUUUUGCCUUUCCACGCCAUUCGGCACCCAUUGCAGGCUACAAUGAUGCCAUUCGCAGCCCAUUCUCCCGCCCAGAAUUCCGUCCCGAUCUUCCGGUGUUGCUUUUGCGGUUUGGCCUUGAAAUCGAUAGCCUCUCCGCUCUUGUUCAUGUAUCCAUACCACUUCUCACCGACAUGGUCCCCGCUAAAACAGGAAUCGCCAUAUGCAACCUGCAGUCUCACCGAAGCAGACGGGCAAGGCAGGGGAAAGUGUACGCUCGCUAUCUAUCAAAUAUCAACUCGUCAAUGUUGCACGGCACGGAGACCAUGGACCAUCUAGUAAGGUCGAAAACAUGGCAUGCUCCCGCUGACAUCGCCGUCAGUCAACGGAGGAAUCAGCCGGAAAUUCCGAGAGAUAACAGGUUUCCAACAGCUUGCCAGAGGCAGCUCAAUGUACUGAAUUUGUCGAUGCGUCUCGAUAUCCCGCAUUGUCGCAUGUCGAUAUUGACCUACAUUGGAUGGAUUGUAAGGUCUGACAGGAUCGCUUGCCUGCGGCAAAUGCCAAUGACUUGCGACGGCACGCAUGCCGCAAUGAAACAUCUCGUCCAGCACGGCGUCCUGCUUGCGUUGCAGAGCGCCUCAUGCCGGCCAAGCCCAUCGAGCGUACACUUUGGCAACCUCAUCGCAGAAACCCACGCAGAAUUCCACCUCCAAACAUUCAUCUUCCAUGUUCUCGUGCCCGUUUGUCCCAGUAUCCCAGUCACUGGUUCGGAGGGUGCUGCAGGACGGUCCAAAAAAGACGACGUCAAGCGCGACUCGACAGCCAGCAUCACGCACCCACACCCGCACAAGCACGCACACAAGGCGAAAUCUGACUCGCAGAGGACACAGCCAAGACACAAGAGCACAAGUUUAGGGCAGCUAGGGAGAAAUAACCCACUAGGGAAACGGGAAUCAAGCUCCAGUUUCCUUGCGGACCAUCCCGUCCCCGUCCCGACCGAUAAUUUCCCCGGUCUACCGACGCGGCUUCGGUACGGAGGCACUACCUAUAUUGGACUAUACUCCCCGGCAGGCUCGCAGAGUACUUUUUAUCACAUCUGGGCAUCAUCGUUGAGGUAUCCUUUCCUCGGGAGUGAAGGGGUAUCCAUCGGUCGCUCCAGUUUGAUUGAACGACCAUAUCUCGUUUUCGAUGCAUGCUAUGAACUACGAGACUUUCUCAUCGCCUCAUGCUUUUCACUUUCCGUCAGCACCGUGUUAUCAACUACUGCCCUCAACAGCUCGUCGGGGAGUGUUUCAUGCCUCCAAGGCAAGUGCUAUAGUGAGAGAUGCGAUGCUGCCCCAUUCGCGUUUCGAAGAAUUUACUCCACUUCGGCAAAGAGAUUCCUCUCGAUAGUGGUUUCCGCCGACCAGUUUUGUGCGGGCAACGUUGCAACCUUCCCCGGACAACCUGCCCUUGGCAUACACCUUGUCCAGCUUCCUAUCAGGUUCGACUCCCGCAAGCCUAGCGGGGAAGCGGGCAGGUCGCUGCAGGCGUAUCGCGGGAAACAUUGA